AGGUGAUGUAUGAUAAGUAUUCAGAAAGAAGCCGACGGUUUGGAUUCGCUACGAUGAAAUCAGUUGAAGAUGCCAAUGCGGUGAAUGUCAAGUUGAGUGACACUACCAUAGAAGGACGUGAGGUGAAGGUUGACAUCACAGAGAAACCUAUAGCAUCAUCAUCAUCAUCUUCUUCUCCUGAUUUGUCAUUGCUUCAGUCUGAAGAUUCGGCGUUUGUAGAUAGUCCUUACAAAGUGUAUGUAGGGAAUCUAGCAAAGACUGUUACUAAAGAGAUGCUUGAGAAUCUGUUUUCUGAGAUAGGGAAAGUAGUCAGUGCAAAGGUUUCUUCUGAAGAGGAUGUUGAAGCUGCCAUUUUGGCUCUUAACAAAUCUAUCUUGGAAGGACAGAAAAUUCGGGUGAACAAGGCAUAGCGUGACAAAGAAGACAAGCCUUUGCCAUCAUAAGAAGGUGAAAAGAAUUGAAGAUUGUAAUGCAAACAUUUAGAGCUUAGUGAUCAUCAUCUUUGUAUCAGUUCUAUGUUAAAAAAAAUGAAAGCAUCAAGUUAUUUCA
This is a messenger RNA of Raphanus sativus (radish), 549 nucleotides long. Its product is annotated as 30S ribosomal protein 2, chloroplastic. The record is from RefSeq and is a predicted model, not a curated record. Gene Ontology annotation, cellular component: cytosol. Gene Ontology annotation, molecular function: mRNA binding. NCBI's taxonomy places the organism in Eukaryota, Viridiplantae, Streptophyta, Magnoliopsida, Brassicales, Brassicaceae.